CUGGCGACCCGGCGGCCGGGCUACGGGACGCUGCAGCGAGACGCCGAUAAAUCCUGCAUGGAGGUCACGGGCUACCAGACCGCGACGUGGCGGGUGGCCCUGUGCCACGCUUGCUCGGUGCUGACGGCAGGGCUGCUCCUCGUCCUCUUCCACUGGAAGCCCAGCCUGGAGGUGCAGGCGAAGUGCAAGCCCUGCGCCCUCGGCCAGGCCGACUGGGUCAUCAUCAGGGACCGAUUCGGACAGUGCUUCACCUCCCGGGUGCGCACCGAGGUGCUGGGCGAGGGCAGCCUGGAGCAUCACCCCGGGGCCAGGCUGGAGGACCGGAGGACCAGCAUCGCCGUCGGCGUGUCGGAAGAGGAGGAGAGCCGGGACACCAUCCGGCUCCACGAGAAGGAAGAGAAGAACGUCUUGCGGUACUAUCUCUUCGAGGGCAUGCGCUACGUCUGGAUCGAACGGCGGCAGGCGUACUGCAAAGUCAGUGUCUUGGAUGAAGGCUGGACCUGUGCAGAUCUCCACCUCUCCCAGGCUGGGCUCGACCAGCAAGACCACGACACCAGAAGGAAGAUCUACGGACCAAACCUCAUCGAGGUGCCAGUCAAGUCCUACGCGAGGCUGUUGGUGGAGGAGGUGCUCAAUCCCUUCUACAUCUUCCAAGUGUUCAGCAUCGUGCUGUGGGUCUGUGAUGCCUAUUACUACUACGCUGCCUGCAUCUUCCUCAUCUCCACCAUCUCCUUAGCGCUGUCCCUCUACGAGACAAGAAAGCAAAGUGCCACGCUGCAGAACAUGGCCAAGAUGUCGGUCGGCGUCCGAGUCCGUCGGCCCGGCGGAGAGGAGAUGGUGGUGAGCUCCGCGGAACUGGUGCCGGGCGACUGCAUCAGCCUCCCCACGGACGGGAUGCUGGUCCCCUGCGACGCCGCGCUGCUGACGGGCGAGUGCAUGGUCAACGAGAGCAUGCUGACAGGUGAGAGCCCGGAAAUACCACUACUUGGCCUCUGGAGAUUAACCCCUCUUCCGGCCGGCAGCCAGGCAGCCGGCACCGUCUAUUCCCCCGAGGAGCACAAGCGGCACACGCUGUUCUGCGGGACGCAGGUCAUCCAAGCCAAGUCCUACGUGGGGAGAGAAGUGCUGGCCGUGGUGACCCGCACAGGGUUUUGCACAGCCAAAGGAGAUCUCAUCAGCUCCAUCCUCUACCCCAAACCCGUGAGCUUCAAGUUCUACAAGGAUGCUGUGAAGUUUGUGCUGUUCCUCGCCGUCUUGGCUUUUGUCGGCACGCUGUACAGCAUCCUCAUCUUGGUUAAAAACCAGGUCCCUGUGGGGCAGAUCAUCAUCCGUGCCCUCGACCUCGUCACCGUCAUUGUGCCGCCGGCUCUCCCGGCUGCGAUGACGGUGGGCACCAUCUAUGCCCAGAACAGGUUGAAGAAACGGGGCAUCUUCUGCAUCAGCCCUCCCCGUAUCAACCUCUGCGGGAAGGUCCGCCUGGUUUGCUUUGACAAGACAGGAACGCUGACAGAGGAAGGGCUGGACGUCUGGGGGGUGGUCCCGCUGGAGAACGACCACUUCAUGCCCAUCGUCCACGAGCCCCGCUACCUGCCCGCCGGUCACUUGCUCUACUCCCUGGCCACCUGCCACACCGUCUCGCUGCUGCGGGCGCAGCCUGUCGGGGACCCCGUGGACCUCAAGAUGGUGGAGUCCACCGGCUGGCACCUGGAGAUGCUGGAAGAGGAGGAGGAAGGUGAGCUGCCCGUCUUCCAGCAGUUUGGGACGAAGGUCUUGGCUGUGAUGAAGCCUCCGCCCGAGGAAGAACAGCCACGAGACAGGAAGCACCAGUCGCCCGUGGGGAUCCUCCGCCGUUUCCCCUUCUCCUCCUCCUUGCAGAGGAUGAGCGCCUUCAGCCCUUUGGGAGCUCGAGCCCCAGCUCCCCUCGCUGGGUCUGCGCAGCCCAUGGUCGUUCAGGAUCGGUUCUGACCUUUGCUUUUCCCCUCGCAACUGGCAGUGCCCAUGGAUUUCUCCCAGAUGCUGCGACACUACACCACCGACGGUUUCCGGGUCUUGGGUCUGGCUUGCAAACCCCUGGGCACGGUGACCAACUUCGAGGAGGCCCUGCAGCUCCAGAGGGACUCUGUGGAGAGCAGCCUGACCUUCCUGGGGUUCCUUGUCAUGAAAAAUGUCCUCAAGCCAGAGUCCGCGCCCGUGAUUCACCUCCUGCGGAACGCCAGCAUCCGCCCCGUCAUGGUGACAGACAACAUGCUGACGGCCGUCAGCGUGGCCAAGCGCUGCCGGAUGGUGGAGCAGAAAGAGCGGGUGGUCUUCGUCAACGCCUCGCCGCCCAGCCACGACAAACCCGCCGCUCUGAAAUUUGUCCUGGCCGAGCACUCCCAGGGCGAAGAGCAGCCGGAGGGUCUGCACCCACGGGACGGCUGCUGCCUCACUGUCUCCCCCCACCCCCACCCCUGCCACUUGGCGCUGAACGGCAAAUCCUUCGCCGUGGUUUGCGAGCACUUCGCCGACCUGCUGCCGAAGGUGAGUCCGGCGGCGGGGAAGCCCUCCGGCAGGGUCUGCCUCUCCAGGGUUUCACGCUGCAGCCUCACAGCUCCAACCAAAACAACCUGCGGGGUCUACUGCGUGGGGAUGUGCGGGGACGGCGCCAACGACUGCGGGGCUCUGAAAGCGGCCGACGUCGGCAUCUCGCUGUCGGAGGCGGAGGCGUCGGUGGCCUCGCCGUUCACCUCCCGCGUGGCCAACAUCGAGUGCGUCCCCACCGUCAUCCGGGAGGGCAGGUGCUCACUGGUCACCUCCUUCGGCGUCUUUAAGUACAUGGCCCUGUACAGCCUGGUGCAGUUCGUGUCCGUCCUGCUGCUCUACACGAUCAACACCAACCUGAGCGACUUCCAGUUCCUCUUCUUCGACCUGAUCAUCACCACCACCGUGGCGGUGCUGAUGGGUCGGACCGGUCCUGCCCAGGAGCUGGGAGUGGAGCGUCCCCAAGGGGCGUUGAUCAGUGUCCUCGUGCUGGGCAGCCUGCUCCUCCAAACGGCUUUGCUCAUCACCGUGCAAGUCCUCAGCUACUUCAUCACCGUCUCGCAGAGCUGGUACGUGCCGCUGAACAGCACGGUGACGGCUCCCCAGAACCUGCCCAACUACGAGAACACGGUCCUCUUCUGUGUCACGGGCUUCCAGUACCUCAUCCUGGCCAUCGCCAUGUCCAAGGGGUACCCGUUUCGGGAGCCACUCUACACCAAUGUGCUAUUCUUGGUGGUCCUCAUCCUCCUUUUUGGCCUCAUGAUAUGGUUGACCCUCUACCCGCUGGGCUUCCCCAAAACCCUGCUGAAGCUGCAGGGCAUCAGUGACUUGAACUUCAAGCUGCUGCUGCUGGGCAUCGCCGUGCUCAACUUCUUCGCUGCCUUCGUGCUGGAGACCGCCCUGGACCACGGCUUGCUCAGCUGCCUCCGCCAGCUGCGCCAAAAGAAAGCAUCCAAGAAGCUUUUCAAGAGGCUGGAGAAGGAGCUGAGCCAGCAGGAGCAAAAAAAAACCAAGAUGUCCAUCGCCAGCAGUCAGACCCGCUCCUGGCUGCAGAAGCCCCCGUACCUCGGCACAGCCGGCUGUGGGCUCAGUGCAGUGGGUGCAAUCCUGCCCCACGGCUGA
Messenger RNA from Opisthocomus hoazin, 3642 nucleotides. Lineage: Eukaryota; Metazoa; Chordata; Aves; Opisthocomiformes; Opisthocomidae. The record is from RefSeq and is a predicted model, not a curated record.